AUGUUGAAAUAUAGUGCUACUGACAAGGAGAAAAUAUUUGAAGCAAUAGAAGAUUUUGUUCUGUACAUAAUUUCGUGGCUAGUAAAUAUUAAUGUUGAUAUAUUUAAGAAUGACCCAAAUAAAAAAUAUUCGAAUACCAUUUUGGAUAAAAAACUGAUAAAGCUGAGUCGAAUUGUGUCCGUUGUCGAGCUUAUAAAUAAUAUGAUCAUUCAGAAUAAAAGCUGUACACAACGAGAAAUUUAUUACAAACUAUAUAACAUUUUCAACGAGCAAUGUCAAACCAAUAGACAUAUAAAGGAUGUGUGUGCAAUUUUAGGAUUCUCAAGAUCGUCAUUAAAUAUUUACGCCUCUGAAAAAGGUUGCAUAGCUGGACUUCUUACACUUAAAAAGAGAGGAGAAAUCUUAAAUAUAAGCAAUAUGGAAUAUGGUUUAAUGAUAAAUGAUAAUCUUUUAAAUGUGGACAAAGUAGAAAGUUUAGCUCACUAUAUACUUGUCGUGGAAAAAUAUUCUCUUUAUCAAAAAUUAUGUGAAAAAAAAAUGUGGAAUACUCUUCCUUUAAUUUUAAUAACUGGAAAAGGAUUCCCAGAUUAUGCCACAAGGAAAAUCAUAUUUGAUCUUGUUAAUUUGUUUCAUUUAGAGUGUGUAUAUGUAGGGGACUAUGAUCCAUAUGGGAUUCGAAUAUAUUUAAGUUAUAAAGAGGGAUGUAAAAAUAAUCAAAAUUCUAUAUAUCCAUGUAAGGAUAUAAAAUGGAUUGGAAUGUGUUCAGAGGAUAUUAAUUUUUUUCCUAAAGAAUCUUUAUUAUCAUUAAGUAUGAAAGAGAAACAUGUUAUACAAAAUUUAUUAAAGGAUAAAAAUUUAUAUUAUAAUUCAAAAUUAAAAACUGAAAUUUCUGAAAUGAAUGAAAAAAAUAUAAAGUUUGAAAUUGAAGCUUUUGAAUAUGUAGGGAUGGAAUUCUUUGUUAAAAAUUAUUUGAUACGAAAAAUUUUAAGAAAAGAAUGGUUGCAGUAA
Molecule: messenger RNA, 1008 nt
Organism: Plasmodium vinckei vinckei
Lineage: Eukaryota; Apicomplexa; Aconoidasida; Haemosporida; Plasmodiidae
Product: topoisomerase, putative
Exons: 9
Coding region: 1-1008 (335 amino acids)
Biological process (GO): meiotic DNA double-strand break formation; reciprocal meiotic recombination; meiotic DNA double-strand break processing
Cellular component (GO): nuclear chromosome
Molecular function (GO): DNA topoisomerase type II (double strand cut, ATP-hydrolyzing) activity; DNA binding; ATP binding
Source: RefSeq, a predicted model, not a curated record